AUGUCGAGAUCCAGGCCCACGAGCGGGUCCUUGAUGCCCGGCGCUGUCAUUGUCACGCCACCUUCACUUUCCGAAAUUCUUGCCAACACGUCUUCUCCUCCGUGGACCUUGGCCGCUUUCAUGGCCUACCUUUCUCAGAACCAUUGCUUGGAAACGCUAGAGUUUACUAUGGAUGCGGAGCGAUACCGAAAGGAUUACGACAAGUUCAUCACCAACAAGGAUUGGGCUGGGGAGGGUGGAAACGACCAUGUCUGUCAACUAUGGGAGAAACUGAUGCAAGCCUACAUCAUCCCCUACUCUCCCCGGGAAGUCAAUCUCCCCUCUCCCGUGCGAGAUCGUCUCAUUGCCCAGACCUGCUCGACGAGCCCUCCAUCGCCAUCCGAGCUCGAUGAGGCCGUGAGGAUUGUGUACGAGUUGAUGAAUGAUUCCGUUCUCCUUCCAUUCAUCGAAUCAGCAUUGCCGAAUCACAGCGAUGUGCGCAUGGACGAAGACCCGGUUGAUAUUCGCCAGGGCCGCUCGCGCGCUCGUGGAGCAGAUGAACGGAGCUACCAGCCGAUCCGCUUCGGCAUCGGUCUCUCCCGCGUCCGUCAUCUUUUCAACCCUUGGGAGGAGCCUCAUCCUGGCAAACGGCUGCCUCUUGCCGGGGCUAACCAGGAGACUGAGAAGGUUGCCAACGCUGGUUCAUACCACUUGAAUGGUGGACGUAGAGGUGGCAUGGCCGCGAAAGAACUUACUCCGUACAACCCCAAUCGUCCGUGGCUGGUGCGACGACCAAUUCGUGUCCGAGCUCGAACCAAUACGCCGGUUCCACUCAAAAUUACCACCGAGAUAUCCGAAGAUCACGAUGCGAAAUCCGCACCGAGACCGGCGGUUCGCGACAUCCACGUUCACUCUGCAAUGGAAACAACAGCUACUGUCAAUGAUGAGUGUGAAUCGGGAACCGAGAAGACGGAUGCCCACAUUGUGAAUGUUUCCGGCAAAGCAGACAUGAAACCGAGCGACCUGCCGCUGCCUGCUUCUCCACCAAUCGACUGUCAAUUCACCGACCUCUCCAACCUCCUUGGGAUCAAUGUUCAUUCCGAAGAGAAUAUCGCUGUAGACAACGCGGAGCCCGGAACAUACUGCCAUGUUGCCCCGGAUGAGGAUCUUUACGGAUGGGACGCUGAACUCGACCGGCAGAGUAAGCAAAGCAGUCCCCCUCUGCCCUGCCAGUACGAUCACGAAUAUCAAUACCGGCGAACGAGUUUGACAAAACGCAGCCUCUUGCACCGUGUUUUCAGCAUGGGGCCUAUACCCAAGGACAUCGACAUCGAGGUUCGUCGCGCAAGCAGCACCUCUAGUUAA
Messenger RNA from Colletotrichum chrysophilum, 1344 nucleotides. RefSeq lists its product as uncharacterized. The record is from RefSeq and is a predicted model, not a curated record. NCBI's taxonomy places the organism in Eukaryota, Fungi, Ascomycota, Sordariomycetes, Glomerellales, Glomerellaceae. The transcript has 3 exons. The coding region runs from base 1 to 1344 and encodes 447 amino acids.